Macrosiphum euphorbiae (potato aphid) is the source of this 777-nucleotide messenger RNA. The record is from the annotation of a GenBank genome assembly. Lineage: Eukaryota; Metazoa; Arthropoda; Insecta; Hemiptera; Aphididae.
AUGUGCUCAUGUCCGCAGGGAGAUACUGGAUACCCCUGUAAACAUCAAAUUUAUGUAGCGCAAGAUUUAAAUUUAAAUUUGAGUGUUUGUUUACCGACUACUGAAGAAUUUAGGAAAAAACUCCACACAAUAGCUUCUGGAAGUUCAGACAUUGAGAAUGGUUGGUAUGGCUCGGUUAAUGAUAAUGACUGUCAAACAAAGGUAGAUUUAGUUCCUUUAAAUACAGAAAACACAGUGGAUAAUAAAAUAAAAAAUGCGGCAAUAAUUACUACACACAAUGAAUUUGGAGUUACUGAAUUAUUAGAAUCAGCCAACAACGAUUUUGACAAAGCUUAUGAUUCUUUCAAUGAAGUCAUUGAAAAAAUGAAACAGUCAAUUCUAUCUGACAAAACAUACUUCUUACCAUCUAUGAAUGCAUUUGUAAAUUCAUACAAUAAAAGUGUCAAAACCGAUGCUAGUCUUUCUUCUGCAUUGUCAACAUUCGGUAGGUAUUCUGGUUUAGAUGUAAGUUCAAAAAAACCUAAAUUAGCAGGCAAUAAACAAAUUGGAACACAGCCAACUGCAAGAUCAAGAAGAAAAACACAAAUUAAAGGACGAAAAAAUUUAACUGCAGGAAGAACUCCUAAAUGGAAAAAAGCUCCAGAACAUGGGUAUGUAAAAGGGCAAAUAAUAUCAAGUGGAUUACCCAAAGUCAAACGCAAAUCGAAAGCACCACAUUCCUUGGCAUAUUGUGUUGAAAAUAAUAAAGCAUUAGGAGGUACACACAGUUCAAAAUAG